GUGACCGAACUGCAAAAUUUUAAAAAAUUUAGUUAACUUCAUCAUUCACUUUUAAAAUGUUCAAUAUAUAUGGUAAAAUAAUGACGAAACUGUACUACCACUCGUUACCGCUAGAUGGCAGUUGCGUCGUCUUCAAAUUCCACAUGUUCCUAGGCGGUCGUUGAAAAAAUAAUGACAUAUUGCUCAGUCGCGUCUGGAAAUUGGGACAGAACUGUAUUUGUUCGCGAGAAAAACGCCGUAAGUGUAGUUUGUGUUAGUGGCGACAAAAACUUUUGACAUUUUUUGGCAAAAGUUUGGUGAAAUAAAGACAGGUACCAAAAAGUUUUUCGGGAGAAAAAUGAGCUCGAGAACGGCCAAAAUAUUGAAGCUUGCUAUUGCUACAGAUUUAAACGGGAACCAAAAAGACCCCAUUGAUAAUGACGAUACUGGAAGUGGCAGUUCUUUAACCGUAGGACUUGCGGAAUCAGGGCCGUUGGUUCCUCCUGUUUUGGAUACAGUUUUAAUUAAGAGCGGGGAUAAGGGUGAUCCUAAAAUUGACGUUGGUUCGACAAUAAAAUCAGUUUCUCCAGAACCAUUAAUUUCUGCAGAUUUGGUUACGGAAACGCAGCUAACCAAGCCAGACAAAUAUAUUGUUGAAAGCAGAAACUCAACCAGCAUAAAUUUAAGAAGAAUUCCUAGGUUGACCUAUAAUGACCCGGCUGAUGCAAGAGAGCAUAACGAUUUUUCUUCUGGUUCUAGUGACAAUUUUUCUCCAGGAAGUGAAGAUUUAUCAAGCGACUCGUCUGAGCAUAUGCCUGGUACUUCUAAUCAGAAUGCUGUUUUUCGCCAAAGAACGUUUAAUAGUUCAGAAACUACUGAAAAUAAUGGAAAACCCGCAUCUCCUAAAAAGGGCAAGAAAAGAAGCCGCAACCCUGAUAAUUGGAUAAGAGAAAAAGCUAAAAGGCUAAGAAAUUGUGGUCAAAGCUACACAUCAAAAUCGGAGAAAAUUAUUGGUGAAAAAAGAUGGGACCGCCGUGCAAAGAAAAAUGUAUUUUAUCAUGCUCAAAAAAAUUAAUGAGAAUUUUAGAAACGAAAUGUUUAAGGAAUACUGGGCAUUCUCUUCUCUACAAAGACAGCGCG
This is a messenger RNA of Sitophilus oryzae (rice weevil), 1119 nucleotides long. RefSeq lists its product as uncharacterized. Lineage: Eukaryota; Metazoa; Arthropoda; Insecta; Coleoptera; Curculionidae. The coding region runs from base 338 to 1054 and encodes 238 amino acids. The transcript has 2 exons. The record is from RefSeq and is a predicted model, not a curated record.